AUGUCUGAAAUGUCUGCCAUGAAUAGGAAGCUGAUAAAAAAUCUAGCUGAAACAUUGUCAAAACAAGUGAAACACUUCAACAAAACGGAGGCAGAGUGUCUGAUUCGACUCUUCAACGGGCUCCUGGGCGAUCAGAGUGACAAGAGGGUGGGGAAUGGCCUCGACAGAGGAAAGUUCCGAAACAUCCUUCACAACACCUUUGGAAUGACGGAUGAUAUGAUCAUGGAUAGAGUCUUCCGUGCUUUCGACAAAGACAAUGAUAGCUACGUGGGAGUGAAAGAGUGGAUAGAGGGCCUAUCCGUCUUCUUACGAGGGACACUGGAUGAAAAAAUCAAGUACUGCUUCGAAGUGUACGACCUGAACGGAGACGGAUACAUCUCCAGAGAGGAGAUGUUCCACAUGCUAAAGAACAGCCUGAUCCGACAGCCGACGGAGGAGGACCCGGAUGAGGGCAUUAAAGACCUGGUGGAGAUCACUCUCAAGAAGAUGGACCACGACCACGACAGCAGGCUGUCAUAUUCAGACUUUGAGAAGGCCGUAAGGGAGGAGAAUCUGCUUCUAGAAGCCUUCGGAACCUGCCUGCCAGAUGCCAAGAGCAUCAUGGCUUUCGAGCAACAUGCUUUUCAGGAACCACUGGAGUGAUGUGCCCAGGUCUUUCGUCAUUCACGAUGCACACUGUUAUUAUU
Messenger RNA from Hypomesus transpacificus, 686 nucleotides. RefSeq names its product EF-hand calcium binding domain 1 (gene efcab1). The record is from RefSeq and is a predicted model, not a curated record. Gene Ontology annotation, molecular function: calcium ion binding. The transcript has 6 exons. NCBI's taxonomy places the organism in Eukaryota, Metazoa, Chordata, Actinopteri, Osmeriformes, Osmeridae. Bases 1 to 642 code for a protein of 213 amino acids.